Molecule: messenger RNA, 4459 nt
Organism: Stegodyphus dumicola
Lineage: Eukaryota; Metazoa; Arthropoda; Arachnida; Araneae; Eresidae
Product: tight junction protein ZO-3-like
Biological process (GO): cell-cell junction organization; cell-cell adhesion; protein localization to cell-cell junction
Cellular component (GO): plasma membrane; bicellular tight junction
Molecular function (GO): cell adhesion molecule binding
Source: RefSeq, a predicted model, not a curated record
GGAAAAAUCAAAAACUACAUCCUUCCGCUGAUAAGGAAAACAAUGAGUUGGGUGACAGAAAAUAAUAUUACUCGAUGUCGCUGUUAGUCGGCUUCGGGUUUAAGAACAAGAAAGGAUAUUUUGAGAGAGUCUGGAUUUGAAUAGCAAUAUUUUAAUCGCAUUUGUUUUGACGGAAUGCUAUGGAUCAUGCAUAGUUUGUGUGCCUGCCUGAAAGGUUGGAUUACUUCAACAGUGGAUGAACCGAUACAGAAUGGGGAAGAAACACCGGGAGGGGAACGUGUGGUUUGGGAGUACCAUACAGUCACGUUGGCAAGGGUAGCUGGCUAUGGAUUUGGUAUAGCUGUAAGCGGAGGUAAGGAUAACCCACAUUUUUCCAGCGGUGAUCCCGCAAUAGCGAUAUCCGAUGUGCUCAAAGCAGGACCUGCUGAAGGAAAACUGCAAAUCAAUGAUAGGCUAGUCAGUGCCAAUGGAAUCUCUCUAGAAAAUGUGGAUUAUACAAGGGCUGUACAAGUAUUAAGAGAAUGUGGCAAUUCUGUAAAUCUGGUCAUUAAGCGUAAAGUAACCUCAACAAACAACUCACUCAACUCACAAGCUGUAAAAGUAACAUUAACAAAAAGCAAAAAGAAGGAUGAUUUUGGCAUCAUCCUUGGCUGUCGAAUAUAUGUAAAAGAAAUUACAAAUCAAUCUAGUAUAGAAAAGGAUGGUGCAGUUCAUGAAGGUGAUAUUAUAUUAAAGAUAAAUAGCAGUAGCACAGACAGUAUGACUCUAAAAGAAGCAAAGAAAUUAAUUGAAAAUACUAAAGAAAAGCUUCAACUAGUAAUCAAAAGGGACUCUAACAAUUCAAUGAAUAAUAAUUCUACUGGUCAGCAGGUUUCUAGCAAUGAUCAUUCAUCAUCACCACUUAAUUCAUUAGAAGCUACUGCUGAACGAUCUCAUUGGAGCAAUCAGAAUUUAUAUGUUCAGCCCCCUACUAGAGGUGACACCAAACCACCACCACCUCUUCCUGAUAGAACUGAGGAAAAAAAUAAUUUAACUAGGUUACAGUCUGGUCGUAACAGAGGGCCUAUAAUGGAUAUCUCUCUAAGUCAGUUGGACCAACCUGCCACUCCAUUGCUAACAGGCCAUGGACAUUCCAGGGCUCCAGUAGGCUUAGAAGAUGAGGAGCCUCUGCAAAGGCCACCACUUCCACGGAUAGAUGAAUUUUCUAAUAGAAGGGACCAGUUUGAUGAUGACCCUCUUGCUAGGAGAAACAAAGCUAUUCAGCCAGAGCCUCGUUUUAUCUCUUUUCAGAAGGAUGGUAGUGUAGGUAUCCGUCUUACUGGUGGCAAUGAAGUUGGAGUAUUUGUAACUGCAGUACAACCUGGUAGUCCUGCCUCUCUUCAAGGUUUACAACCUGGUGAUAAAAUCCUUAAGGUAAAUGACAUGGAUAUGCGAGGUAUGACACGAGAAGAUGCUGUUCUUUAUCUCCUUAAUAUACAAGACUUUGUUAAUCUGAUUGUACAGCACAUGAAGGAAGAGUAUGAUGAAAUUGUUGCGAAUCAGAGAGGAGAUUCAUUUUAUAUAAGGACUCAUUUUUCAUAUGAAGGUUCUGGCAAGGGUGAAAUUGGUUUUCAUGUGGGUGAAGUAUUCCAUGUUAUAGAUACACUACAUAACGGAGUUGUAGGUUCCUGGUUGGUUUACAGGUUAGGUCGAACCAAUCAGGAGAUACAGAAAGGAGUUAUACCAAAUCGCAACAGGGCUGAACAGUGGGCACAAGAACAACAAAAUCAAGCUAAAAAAGAUGCUGCCUCAGAAAGCAGAGGAAGCUUCUUCAAACGGAGGAGUGCUCGUCGAUCCAAAUCCCUCAGCAAAGAUCAUUGGGAGGAUGUUGUUUUUGCAGAUGGGAUAUCCAAGUUUCCAGCCUAUGAAAGAGUUACUCUUAAGCAUCCUGGCUUUAUACGCCCAGUGGUUCUUUUUGGGGCCUUAGCUGAUGUUGCUCGAGACAAGUUAUUAAAAGAUUAUCCAGAUAAAUAUGCUUCUCCCCAGUUAGAUGGCCAUUUGGAUGAUGUGCCCAAAAGUCAAAAAUCAUCAGGCAUAAUUCGUCUAAGUGCAAUCAAAGAAAUAAUUGAAAAGGGGAAACAUGCAAUACUGGACAUCACUCCAAGUGCUGUGGACCGUUUGAACUAUGCUCAGUUUUAUCCCAUAGUAAUAUUUAUGAGAGCUGAAAAUAAACAUACAGUCAAAGAAUUAAGAUCACGUCUUGCAAAAUCCAGUCAUAAGAGCUCAAAGAAACUGUAUGAUCAUGCAGUAAAAUUAGAAAAAUUGUGGUCUCAUAUAUUUACAGCUACAAUCACACUAACUAGUGCAGAUAUGUGGUAUAAAAAAUUACGAGAAACUAUUGAUAAACAACAACAACAAUCUAUAUGGAUUUCAGAAUCAAAACCAGAGGAGGCAAUAUCCGAUGAUUUCUUGUUUCCCAUGACUUCUCGACUUAGUUAUGCUUCAUCUCCUGAAAGUGAUUUAGAGCUUGCAACAGACAGUCGACCGUCAGGGUUGCAAGAAUUAGGACUACCUGGUAGUGACAGGCAUAUGGUCAAAGCAUCCAGUGAUCCAAGUAUUGCUACGCAAGAAGAAAUGUCUGGUCCUCCAGGUUACAAUCAGCUUCCUGGCUACUCAAACUCUCGUUCUCGUCAGCUGCCUUUUGAAUUUCUACAGCAGCAAGAUUCACUACCUCCAGGGUCUGAUGCAAGAGAUUCCAUUAGUACCACUAAAUACAAUCCAGGGGGUGAGACAAUAUCAAAGGCUCGUUCUCCUCUUCAGCCAGAACCACCACCACGAGUGGAUCGAACUAGCAAGCCAACUCAUUAUAGAACUGCUCAAGAAAGAUUGUUUGCGCGUGGCCGCCACUCACUUUUAAUAGAAGCUGGUCGUGAUCAACGAGAGCCUCCAGAUUACAUUAAUACUGGUGCUCAGCCACAUUCACUAGAGAGACCUAAUGGAAGACUGGGAGCAUUUGAUAGCUCAUCAUAUAGUAGUGACUCAUAUAAUCAGUAUUCAUCAAAUCCUAGUGAUAAAAACAGAGGGGAUCCAUACCCUGCAUCAGGUGUGAAUAAUCGUUCAUCUCAUGAUCCUUAUCGAUAUACCAGAAGUACUGCUCAACCACCACCACCAAAAUCAGUAAAUAUGGAACGUGGAAGAGUUCCUCCUCCUAAUAAGUAUAGGCAUCCUGAAGAACGACCAACUCCCCCAUCUCCGCCGCCUAAGCCAGCAAAUUAUCAGCAGAGGAUGACCGAUGGUCGACCUGUCCCACCACCAAAACCUGGCCAUUAUCAGUCUAGACCAUGGCGUCCAGAAGAAGACGUACCACCACCUCAUGGAAAUAUGCGGCCUCCUCAACAUGACUUUUCUUCACCAAAUCACCGCACAUCUGAAGUUAUGCCUCCACCAUAUACUCCAAACCAACGAAGUCGUAAUAGUUUGGACUUCAUGGGUUCUCCACCGUAUUAUACACCAAGAAGUUAUCCGCCAAAUGAUAUGCUUGUAUUACCUCCAAAACACUCCCCACCACCUCCUGUACCUGAUGAUCAGCAUGAUGGCUAUAGAAAUCCACCACUUGGGUCACCAAGUCGUAGACAUUAUAAAUCAGAUGAUAAUGGUGGAUUUGAUUCUGGAAGGGGUAGUAGUUUGGACAGAAAUUAUGAUGUAAGAUCUUACACAAAAGCAAUGGGCAAUCCACCAUCUUGGCCUGCAGUGCAUAUGAAUGGUGGUGGACCAUAUCAUAAUGUGCCUUACAGAGGACCACCAAGAAGAGAUCCUAUAUAUCCACCUCCAUAUGACCAUCACUCUUCUCCUCCACAACCACCUCCAUCAAGUCUAAUAGAUUUAUCCAAUAGGGAAAAUAGAGGAAGUGCAUUUGAAUUGUAUAAAAAACCAGACUCACGUUCAUCUAUGGGACUUCAACCAUUGACUAGUGCAGAUAGACCAAAAUGAAUAGAUUAGAUAAAAAUAAUGAAUUUUAUUUUUUCAUAUAAGGGAUGAAAUUUCUUAAUGGACUUUUGUGCAUUUGAAAUUUCCCCUUUUGCUGAUAUUCAUACUGUACAGAAACAGCUAGAAAUAUGUAAAUAAGACAUGAAAUACAGACCAGCUAUGUUAGUGUACAUAUUAAUCAUGAUCUUUCACAAAAACUGAAUGAAAUAAAUGUUUCAGUGCACACUGUGUUGAUUCAUGUGUAAUAAAAGCAUGUUUUUAAAAUCAAAAUCUUUAAAUGUUGAUAAUGAAUGAUUUAUUUUGUAAUUUUUGAUAGUUUUAAAAUUCAUAAUUUUAGCUAUUUGUCUAAAAUUAUAUAAGAAUAUUAGCAGUGAUAUUGUAGGCCAUGUAUAUUUGAUGAUGCUUUUGUACACAAAAUUUGUUAUGCUUAAGGAAUUAUUUAUUAUGUAAUAUUUUUAUACAUUUUAAAAUAAAAAAUAUGACUUUUAUUAUA